Molecule: messenger RNA, 568 nt
Organism: Gekko japonicus
Lineage: Eukaryota; Metazoa; Chordata; Lepidosauria; Squamata; Gekkonidae
Gene: MISP3
Exons: 1
Source: RefSeq, a predicted model, not a curated record
AGGGGCCUGGCCGGCUCCCGGGGGGCCCCGGAGUACGUCGAGGUGCGGAUCAGGCCGUUCCUGAGCCAGAGCGUGCCGCCCUCCCCGCUGGCGAAGGAGAAGGAGCUCCAGUGGGCCGGCGUCCAGAUGCAGCGGGAGAUCCGCCGGGAGUGCCAGCGCGAGGAGGACCUGGUGCAGCUGGGGAAGGUGCGGGGGGCCUACGACCGCGGGACCCCGCGGGAGCUGCAGGAGAAGAAGAUGAUCUUCGAGCAGGCCGCCCCGGAACCGCCGGCCCCCGCGAAGACCGUGCCCGGCAGCUCGGAGGGGACCAGGGAGCGGCCCUGCGCCGAGACCGACGGUGCCACCGGCCCAGUAGCCCAGGCCCUGCCCGAGAGGCCCUCCACGGCCAACCCCUUCUUCUCCUUGCGGGCCAAAAGCCCCCAGUCCCUCCUAGAGCGGGAGGUCCAAGAAGCCCAGGAGCGAGAAUGGGAGCUCCAGAGGCAGAGGAGGAAGAUCUACGGCUCAGCAGUGCUCACCCGGCAGCCCGAGGAAGCAUUGGGUCAGGAUGCGGAGGUGCCCUUCCAGCCAG